AUGAAGUUGAACGGUAUCGAAAGUAAUGCGCACGAUGAGCAGGUGCAAAUGCGCCGUGUUGCAUUUUUUGCAAUUGUUAUUUCGACAGCUGCUGUGAUUGCUUCCAUUGUCACCCUUCCAAUGCUAUACAGUUUUGUUCAUUCCUUUCAAUCACAUCUUAUUGCUGAAGCUGAUUUCUGUAAGUCUCGGUCUCGGAAUAUGUGGCAAGAAAUGAACUUAUUUAACAAGGAAUAUCGUGUUAAACGAGAAGCAGGCACCUGGCUCUUCGGUCAAUUUAUACCGCGCACAUCCGGUACUGCAAAUUAUCAUUUGGGAAGUGCCAGCUAUGGUAACGAAAUUCCUACACCAUAUGGUAGCAAAGGAGGUGGAUCUAAUGAUGGAGAUCUUUAUGGAGGUUCAAACAGUGGCAAUACUUACGGAAGUGCAGACAAUACAUAUGGUAGCAACACUGGUACUGAUAGCGACUACGGUAAGUCGGAGGUGCCGCCUGGUUACGGUCCUGGUCCGAUAAUCAAUGCAGAACCGAAUGUUGGAAGUUUCUGUUGUCCAUGUCAGCAGGGCUCUGUAGGACCACCAGGACCACCUGGAGAUCCUGGCCCUGAUGGAAAUGGUGGUGAACCAGGCAAAGAUGGAGAUAAAGGGAAAGAUGGGCAGGUGCUUAUAUCAGUAAUUGAAACCGAAGAACCAUGUCUUAUUUGUCCACCUGGACCACCCGGUCCAGCAGGUCAAGCUGGUCCAAAAGGACCACAAGGACCAAAGGGUGCUGAAGGUACAAAGGGUGAAGAUGGGAAAAACGGAGAACCUGGCAUGGUUGGUGCAGCGGGAUCGGUUGGACCGCCCGGGAAGGAAGGACUUCCUGGACCAGCUGGUCAACCCGGACGCCUUAUUCCAAGUGACGGACCUCCUGGACCUGUGGGACCACCUGGACCAUCGGGACCGCCUGGGCUAAAAGGACCUCCAGGGCCAGAUGGAGCUACCGAAGAUGGCCCCCAAGGACCACCAGGAGAUGAAGGACUACCGGGACCGCGUGGACAGCGAGGUCUAGAAGGACAACCAGGAUUACCAGGAGAACGAGGAGAAAGCGGUUCAUGCGAACAUUGUCCUGAACCACGUACACCACCAGGCUACUGA
Messenger RNA from Loa loa (African eye worm), 1131 nucleotides. RefSeq names its product roller protein 8. The record is from RefSeq and is a predicted model, not a curated record. NCBI's taxonomy places the organism in Eukaryota, Metazoa, Nematoda, Chromadorea, Rhabditida, Onchocercidae. The transcript is spliced from 4 exons. Bases 1 to 1131 code for a protein of 376 amino acids. Gene Ontology annotation, molecular function: structural constituent of cuticle.